UUCUUCCGCGAACUCGAGCCACCCGCCUCGCUCUCGCUCCCGUUCCCACAAUGUCUGGCGGCGCCGCCGACCAGCAGAGCAGCGCGCCGGGCUCGCUGUUCCUCUCGCCGCCGGCGCCUGCCCCCAAGAAUGGCUCCAGCUCGGACUCCUCGGUGGGGGAGAAACUGGGCGCCGCAGCGGCCGAUGCCGCAGCCGGCCGGACGGAGGAGUACCGGCGUCGCCGCCAUACCAUGGACAAGGACAGCCGGGGGGCGGCCGCGACCACCACCACGGAGCACCGCUUCUUCCGCCGCAGCGUCAUCUGCGACUCCAACGCUACGGCGCUGGAGCUGCCCGGCCUCCCUCUGCCGCUGCCUCAGCCCGGCGCGGCUGCCGUGGUCCCGCAGCGGAGUCCCCCGGAACCCCCGCGCGAGGAGACCCUGACCCCCGCCGCUGCCGCCCAGGUGGCCCAGCAGCCGCCCGCCGCCGCCGCCGCUCCCCUUGAGGAGCCGGUCGCCGCGGGCCCGGCCACCUCUUCGGCCCCGGGCAGCGCGGGCAGAGACCGCCAGGCUGUCCAGCCCGGCCCCGCGGGGAGCCGAGAGGAGCCUCCGUCGUCGAGAAGUGGCAGCGGCGGCGGCAGCGCCAAGGAGCCCCAGGAGGAACGGAGCCAGCAGCAGGAUGACAUCGAGGAGCUGGAGACCAAGGCCGUGGGCAUGUCCAACGACGGCCGCUUUCUCAAGUUUGACAUCGAGAUCGGCAGGGGCUCCUUUAAGACGGUCUACAAGGGUCUGGACACCGAGACCACCGUGGAGGUCGCCUGGUGUGAGCUGCAGGAUCGAAAGUUAACAAAGUCUGAGAGGCAGCGAUUUAAAGAAGAGGCUGAAAUGUUAAAGGGUCUUCAGCAUCCUAAUAUUGUUCGAUUCUAUGAUUCCUGGGAAUCCACAGUAAAGGGAAAGAAGUGCAUAGUAUUGGUGACUGAACUGAUGACAUCUGGAACUCUUAAAACGUACCUGAAAAGGUUUAAGGUGAUGAAGAUCAAAGUUUUGAGAAGCUGGUGCCGUCAGAUUCUUAAAGGACUUCAGUUUCUUCAUACUCGAACUCCACCUAUUAUUCACCGGGAUCUUAAGUGUGACAACAUCUUUAUCACUGGCCCCACAGGCUCAGUCAAGAUUGGAGACCUAGGUCUGGCCACCCUGAAGCGGGCUUCUUUUGCCAAGAGUGUGAUAGGUACCCCAGAGUUCAUGGCCCCUGAGAUGUAUGAAGAGAAGUACGAUGAAUCCGUUGAUGUUUAUGCUUUUGGGAUGUGCAUGCUCGAGAUGGCCACGUCUGAAUACCCGUACUCAGAGUGCCAGAACGCUGCACAGAUCUACCGUCGAGUGACCAGCGGGGUGAAGCCAGCUAGUUUUGACAAAGUAGCAAUUCCUGAAGUGAAGGAAAUUAUUGAAGGAUGCAUACGGCAAAACAAAGAUGAAAGAUACUCUAUCAAAGACCUUUUGAACCAUGCCUUCUUCCAAGAGGAAACAGGGGUACGGGUAGAAUUAGCAGAAGAAGAUGAUGGAGAAAAGAUAGCCAUUAAAUUAUGGCUACGUAUUGAAGAUAUUAAGAAACUAAAGGGGAAAUACAAAGACAAUGAAGCUAUCGAGUUUUCCUUUGACUUGGAGAAAGAUGUGCCAGAAGACGUUGCUCAAGAAAUGGUAGAUUCUGGGUAUGUCUGUGAAGGUGAUCACAAGACCAUGGCGAAAGCCAUCAAAGAUAGAGUGUCAUUAAUUAAGAGAAAACGAGAACAGCGUCAAUUAGUGCGGGAGGAGCAAGAAAAAAGAAAGCAGGAGGAGAGCAGCCUCAAGCAGCAGGUGGAGCAGCAGCCCAGCACUGCCCAGGCCGGAGUCCAGCAGCCCCCUGCCACCAGCACUGGUGGACCCGCUGCCUCUGCUGCGUCUGCAUCCGUCUCCACGCAGGUAGAGCCAGAGGAGCCUGAGGCUGACCAGCAUCAGCAGCUGCAGUACCAGCAGCCUGGUGUGUCUGUGAUAUCUGACGGGACAGUUGACAGUGGUCAGGGGUCCUCUGUCUUCACGGAAUCUCGAGUUAGCAGCCAACAGACAGUUUCGUACGGGUCCCAGCAUGAGCAGGCACCUUCCACUGGCGCCCUCCCAGGGCACACAGCGUCUGUUGUCCAAGCACAGGCUCAGCCCCAUGCGGUAUAUCCACCCUCAAGUUUGGCACAGGGGCAGAGCCAGGGUCAGCCAUCUUCAAGUAGUUUAACAGGGGUUCCAUCCUCCCAACCCAUGCAGCAUUCUCAGCAGCAGCAAGGAGUGCAGCCAACAGCCCCCUCUCAGCAGGUGGCGCAGUAUCCGCUCCCUCAGACAUCGGCCCCCAGCGAGGCCGCGAUUGCACAGCCCAUGAGUCAGCCUCCACCUCCGCAGGCCUUGCCACACAUGUCCGCGGGAAAACAGCUUCCAGUUUCCCAGCCAGUACCAACUCUCCAAGGCGAACCUCAGAUCCCAGUUGCAACACAGCCCUCAGUCGUUCCCGUCCAUGCUGGUGCUCACUUCCUUCCUGUGGGACAGCCACUCCCGCCCUCUCUACUGCCCCAGUACCCCGUCUCUCAGCUCCCCUCUGCUCCUCCUCACGUGUCUGUGGCUCAGCCAGGCUUCCCACCCCUGCCCAUCACGAUGGCAGCUGGUGUUAGUCAGCCUCUGCUCACCUUGGCUUCAUCUGCUGCGGCAGCGGCCGUCCCAGGGGCACCCGCUGUCGUCCCUAGUCAGCUUCCUGCCCUCCUGCAGCCUGUGACCCAGCUGCCAAGUCAGGCUCACCCACAGCUCCUGCAGCCAGCAGUUCAGUCCAUGGGGAUUCCCGCCAGCCUUGGACAGACUGCCGAGGCGCCACUUCCCCCUGGAGAUAUUCUCUACCAGGGCUUCCCACCUCGACUGCCAUCACAGUACCCAGGAGACUCAAACAUUGCUCCCUCCUCCAGCGCAGCUUCUGUGUGCCUGCCUUCUGCAGUCCUGUCCCCUCCCAUGCCGACAGAGGCGCUGGCUGCCCCGGGUUAUUUUCCUGCAAUGGUGCAGCCCUAUGUGGAAUCCAGUCUCUUGGUUCCUGUGGGCAGUGUAGGAGGACAGGUCCAGGUGUCCCAGCCGGCAGUGAGCUUAGCACAAGCCCCCACCACAUCCUCCCAGCAAGCAGCUCUGGAGCAGAAUGAAAUGCCAGUGUGGGGGCCUUGUUGCCACUGGCUGUUCUGUUGGGAAAGCACUCAGGUCGUCUCUCAGGUGGCUCCUCCAGAGCCGGCUCCCGGGGCUCAGCCACAGCCUGCCCAGCCAGCCACGGUGGUCUCUUCUAUAGACAGUGCACAUUCAGAUGUGGCUUCAGGCAUGAGUGAUGGCAACGAGAACAUCCCCUCGUCCAGCGGGAGGCACGAGGGCAGGACGACGAAGCGGCUGCAUCGAAAGUCUAUAAGGAGCCGCUCUCGUCAUGAGAAGCCUUCCCGCCCAAAACUGAGAAUUCUCAAUGUUUCAAAUAAGGGAGAUCGGGUGGUAGAAUGUCAGUUAGAGACUCACAAUCGGAAGAUGGUUACGUUCAAAUUCGAUUUAGAUGGUGACAACCCUGAGGAGAUAGCCACAAUUAUGGUGAACAAUGACUUUAUUCUGGCGCUGGAGAGAGAUGCGUUUGUGGAGCAAGUGCGGGAGAUUAUUGAGAAAGCUGACGAGAUGCUCAGUGAGGAUGUCAGUGUGGAGCCAGAGGGUGACCAGAGCUUGGAGAGUCUCCAUGGCAAGGAUGACUACGGCUUCUCAGGCGCCCAAAAAUUGGAAGGAGAGUUCAAACAACCAAUUCCUGCAUCUUCCAUGCCACAACAGAUAGCAGGCGUUCCUGCCAGUUCUUUAACUCAAGUUGUUCAUUCUGCUGGAAGACGGUUUAUAGUAAGUCCUGUGCCAGAAAGUCGAUUACGAGAAUCAAAGCUUUUCACUGAAAUUUCAGAUACGGUUGCUGCUUCCACAUCUGCUGGCCCUGGAAUGAACUUGUCUCACUCUGCCUCAUCCCUUAGUCUGCAGCAGGCCUUUUCUGAGCUUAGACACGCUCGGAUGGCAGAAGGGCCGAGUACGGCCCCUCCUCACUUUGGUCAGACAGGCCCCGUGUUUCCAGCAGUGCCUCCCACCCUGAGCAGCGCCCCUGGAGCCUCGACUGCAGCAGCCGCAGCCUCAGUGUCAGCCCCUGCCCCGAGCCACCCUCUUAGUGACGUGGCCACAUCGGCCAUUCAGGCUGAGGUGACAGUGGCCCCUGGAACAGGUGUCAUGCCUCCCAGUGGUCUCCCUGUACCCGCUGUGUCUGAGUCCCCGGCACCUUCCAGCGUGGCCCCCAGCGUCACCAUCCCUGCAGUUCUCUCGGCACUACCAGCGCCCCAGGCGGCACAGGCUCCCACCCCCGGCGGCGGGGCCUCCAGUGCAGGCACUUUCCCCUCUGCACCCACAUCCCUGACACCAGCCUCUGCUGUGGGCAGCGCUGUUGCCUCUGCUGCUCAGCUUCCGCCUGUGCCGUCUCAGCCCUCAAUAGGCAGCUCGACCGGGGUGGCCACGCUGACAGCCGUGCCCGCUGCCACUCUGGGCCCCAGCCUCACAGCACCGCCGUCCCUCGCUCUCAGCAGCAGUACCUCUGCCCCGGCUCUGGCGGAGACAGUGCUGGUCAGUGCCCACGCACUGGAUAAGACGGCCCAUAGCAGCACUACUGGCCUGGCUCUGUCCCUUCCUGCCACCUCGUCCUCUCCUGCCCCUGGAGCAGGAGUGUCCAGUGCUGUUUCUCAGCCUGCUGCUGCGGCUCACCCUUUGGUCCUCCCAUCAGUUGUAACCUCUACUCCCGUACUCUCCCAGGCAGGACCCAUGUCAACACCUCUACUGCCCCAGGUACCCGGUAUUCCACCCCUGGUACAGCCUGUUGUCAGCGUGCCUGCUGUGCAACAGACCCUGGUUCAUAGCCAGCCUCAGCCCGCUCUGCUCCCCAACCAGCCCCACACUCACUGUCCCGAGAUAGAUGCUGACACUCAACCCAAAGCUCCCGGGAUUGACGACAUCAAAACUUUGGAGGAAAAGCUGCGAUCUCUCUUCAGUGAGCACGGCUCUUCUGGAGCCCAACAUGCCCCCAUCUCGCUGGAGAGCUCGCUCACUGUGGAGACCGCUGUCACAGCAGGCCUCCCAACCACUGCUGUUGCACCAAGCAAGCCUCUGACUUCCACUGCCAGUACUUGCUUGCCACCAACCAGUCUGCCCUUAGGAGCAGCUGGUUUGUCAGUUAUACCAACGGUCACCCCUGGGCAAGUUUCCACGCCAGUCAGCUCUGCGCCAGGAGUGAAACUUGAAACUGCUCCAGCAAAGCCACCUUUAACUAAGCCUCCAGUGCUGCCCGUGGGCACUGAACUUCCAGCUGGUACUCCGCCCAGCGAGCAGCUGCCACCUUUUCCGGGACCUUCACUAACUCAGCCCCCGCAGCCCCUGGGAGACCUGGACGCUCAGCUGAGAAGAACCCUCAGUCCCGAGACUGGUGUGCUGACGUCUGCCGUUGGUCCCGUGUCUGUGGUGGCUCCAACCGCAGUUGUGGAGACAGGAGCCCAACUUCCGAAGGACGUCUUUCAAGUCACAGAAGCUCCUGUCCUUGCACCCACUUCCACAGCUGGUGUUCUGAAGAUGGGGCGAUUUCAGGUUUCAGUUGCAAUGGAUGAUCCCCAGAAGGAGGGUAAAAGUAAAUCAGAGGAUGCCAAGUCUGUCCACUUCGAAUCCAGCACGUCAGAGUCCUCAGUGUUGUCAAGCAGUAGCCCCGAGAGCACCGUGGUGAAGGCAGAGCCCAACGGGCUGGCCGUCCGGGGCACCUCUGCAGAUAUGCCGGACAGCGCCCGCCAGCCGCCUGCCUCAGAAGCUGGGCAGCCUAGCAAGGUCGGCCGUUUUCAGGUGACCACCACAGCAAGCAGAGUGGGUCGCUUCUCUGUGUCCAGAACCGAAGACAAAGUGGCUGAGGUGAAGGGAGAGGAGCCAGUGGUCUCUCCUCCUUUCAUGGACUCAGAACACGACAUUCCUCCCACCGUGCCGCCAAAGAAAGAGAAACCCGAACUGUCUGAGCCUUCGCAUCUGAAUGGGCCGUCUUCCGACCUGGAGGCUGCCUUCCUCAGCCGGGACGCAGAUGCUGGCUCAGGGAGCCCACACUCCCCUCCGCAGCUGAGCUCCAAGAGCCUUCCUGCCCAGAGCCUCAGUCAGAGCCUCAGCAAUUCCUUCAACUCCUCCUACAUGAGCAGCGACAAUGAGUCAGACAUUGAAGACGAGGACUUAAAGUUAGAGCUUCGCCGACUACGGGAAAAACAUCUUAAAGAGAUUCAGGACCUGCAGAGUCGCCAGAAGCACGAAAUUGAGUCUUUAUACACCAAACUGGGCAAGGUUCCUCCUGCUGUCAUCAUUCCCCCAGCAGCCCCCCUUGCGGGGAGAAGGAGGCGACCCACCAAAAGCAAAGGGAGCAAGUCCAGUCGCAGCAGCUCUUUGGGGAAUAAAAGCCCUGGACCAGGUACCCUGUCUGGUCAGAGUGCAGCUUCAGUCUUGCACCCUCAGCAGACCCUCCCCGCUCCUGGCAGCGUCCCGGAGACAGGGCCCAACCAGCUGUUACAGCCUGUGAAACCAUCUCCUUCCAGUGACAACGUAUACUCGGCCUUUACCAGUGAUGGUGCCAUUUCAGUACCAAGCCUUUCUGCUCCAGGUCAAGGCUGUGCCAAGUUUAACUGUGCGUCCGAGCAGGUGACGUUCAAAGCUGGCGGCAGGAGGACGCGAUUUCUGAGGAAGAUGGUGAAAAAAGUCUGCCCUUGCAACCAGCUCUGUAUGUGCCCUCCAGCAGAGCCGAAAUCAGGGACCAGCAGCACCAACGCCGUCGGGGGAGCUGUGAGCAGCCAGGCCACCCCAGCUCCGCCUCCUGCUGUGACAUCCAGCAGGAAGGGCACGUUCACGGAUGACCUGCACAAGCUGGUGGACAACUGGGCCCGAGACGCCAUGAGUUUCUCAGGCAGACGGGGAAGCAAAGGACACGUGAGCUAUGAGGGCCCUGGCAUGGCAAGGAAGUUCUCCGCGCCCGGUCAGCUGUGCGUCUCCAUGACCUCAAACCUGGGCGGCUCUGCCCCCGGCUCUGCAGUGUCAGCUACCUCUCUAGGGCACUUCCCCAAGUCCAUGUGCCCCCCUCAGCAGUACGGUUUCCCUGCCCCCCCGUUUGGCACGCAGUGGAGCGGGACGGGUGGCCCAGCACCCCAGCCGCUUAGCCAGUUCCAGUCUGUGGGAACAGCCUCCUUACAGAAUUUCAACAUCAGCAACUUGCAGAAAUCCAUCAGCAACCCCCCAGGUUCCAACCUGCGGACCACGUAGACCUGAGGCUAUCCUGGGGCAGGUUUGGGGGCAGGAGAUGGAAUGUGGGGGGUCGGGGGGCGUAGCCUGUAUGCCAACUACUAGUGCUGCAUUUAACUGGUCAUUUCUUGCCAGAAAGGAAUGUUUUAAUCCCACUUAGAGCCCUUGGAGUGGGUCCUCUCCCCUGCCCUCACCGUCGCCUGGAGUGGGAGGAAGAGAGAGGGCCGCUGUCUUGUGUGUGCUUUUUUGUUGCCCAGACCCAGCAGUGAGCUCUUGGGAAGUCAGGUUGGUCAGAAGGCUCCUAGAGAGCUCUGGAAAAGCAGAGCUGUCUGUAUUUUCAGGUGGUGAGGCUCUUCAUUUUGGUAGCCACCCCAACCCCUUACUUACUCCCUCAAUAUAAACCACAAGACAACAAAUUUAAACUAUUGGGCUCUCUCUUACCCUGUCGACCCCUACCCCCCACCCCAAUCCAACCAAUCUUUAGAACCCAGUGAAGACACCAGGGGAGGGAUGGAGGUUUCAGCCCUUUCUUACAAUAGGUCAUUAGUGCUUUAAGCAAAUGAUACUCGCAGCUUUGACUGCAGCAUUAGCAAUUAGGAAAAAAAUUAAGUUCCCUGCGGACAUGUAACUUUGCCAUCAGUUUUGAUGUGGAAACACUGUGAUGUAUAAAUGUUGUUGGACAACAGUAGUUUAAGAGUAAAAUAUGAAAGGCUUAAAAGGCUAGCUCUGUCCUUCACUUACUGAGAUUUCACUUUUCUCCUUUGUAUUUCCAUUGUAUUAGACAAAUAAAUGUGAAUGUAAACUUGUACAAAUCACUCUACUUGAAUACUUCCGUCCUCCCAGUACCGCUUGCUGGAUGCUUAGUGCCUUGGACUUCUAUCGCUUCUGCCGUUGCACCAACUUCUCGUCAGACCCUGGUCAGCGAGGGUGUGUGGAAGGAGAGCGUGGGUCCGUGUGACCCAGCAGUGGACUAUGUUGUAAGGAAACUGGAAGGGUAUUUUUUUCAAGUCAUUUAACAGUUUUGUAAGAUGAGCAGGGUGAGAAGUUAAGUUGACAUCAGUGGUUAAAGCAGAAAACUGUUUCAGGACAAGUGAGGAGGGAGGCUGUCUCCAGAUCGGGCAGUUGCCAGACUGAGCGUGGCGCGACCGGUGCUGAGACGAGAGGCUGCAGAACAGACGUGCGUGAAGACGCGGUGCUUGGCCAGCGGCUGCCCUAAGCCUUACUUACCUGCGCUGGGCUUGAACACAGAAGAUUGAGAAGAAAUGGCUGAAGAGAAAGGAAAGGGGUGGGGGCUAGUUUUUAAGUUGGGAAAUGUGAUAGUGAAAUGUCUCGGAUGGAGAAAGUUGCUCUAAGAAAAACUGUUUGCCUUGCUUUCCUCUUGGUGCAAAUGUACCAUGUAUUUCUCAACGUGGGGUCCUGCAGUUUGUGGCAAGUGGCCCCACAUCUGAAAUAAGCACUGUAGGAACGGCUGCUUGUCCCUCCUCACUUCUAUAUAAUGUCCAGAGGGUUGCAGGGUCAUAAUCCCCUGGCUACCUUUGUUUCUAGAAUGAAAGUGGAUAUUCUCAUAUAAAGAGAGACUCCCCUCAAGUAAUAACUGCAACCAGCCAGUAUUACUUAGUGCUAUGCCUAGUUGUGAUGGGCAGUUCUCUUACUUUCAGAAACUUCAGGAAAUCCUCUCCCAUUGCCUGUUUUGGGGGUCUCUGUUCUCCCAGAAGGUGGGGCAAGAAGCUAGGACUCCUAAUUUUGGGGUGCUGCUUCUCUCGACUCUGAGCCACGUCAGUGGCCCAUCCCAGGAAUCUCCCAUGACAGGAAGGGCCUGGCUGUCCUGUCCUUCAUUGGCCGUUUUCUUUAUUAAGUCAGCCAAGGCCCCAAAGAUGCAAAUAAAAGCUGAGGUUUUUAGGAAGGUAAGAGAUGAGAAGGGCAGGUGCUCCAAGCUUUGCUUUGAAAUUUACUUCUUCUCUGCCUGUAAUCCUCGAGAAAUGGUAAGAGUAAGGACAGAACAAGUAGUGCCGAGGAAAUGGGAAACGGACACGCGGACAGAGGAGACAGGACUUUGUACCAAAGGAGGGAGCCAAGUGCAGCACGACUGUCUUGUCACUUUGGUUUAAUGAUUUUGAGGUCUCUUCACUCACAUGGAAAGUAAGAACUGGUUUUAUUUACUGUUGAUUUUUUUCCCCUCCUGUGGAUGAAAUAACUGAAGCCUAGAGGAAUGAACCAGUGCUACUGAACUGUUUAAAUUAUUUUCGUGUUAAUAGUAUACUUUGAGUAUCUUUUUCCACAUUAAAAAAAUCUUUCUGAAUUAUAAAUGUUUUCCUUACAUUAUUUAACAAUGUACACUGUUUAAAAAAAAUAAACUGAAUUCAAACCUU
This is a messenger RNA of Capra hircus (goat), 9700 nucleotides long. RefSeq names its product WNK lysine deficient protein kinase 1 (gene WNK1). Gene Ontology annotation, biological process: positive regulation of sodium ion transmembrane transporter activity; positive regulation of potassium ion import across plasma membrane; intracellular signal transduction. The transcript is spliced from 32 exons. The record is from RefSeq and is a predicted model, not a curated record. Lineage: Eukaryota; Metazoa; Chordata; Mammalia; Artiodactyla; Bovidae. Gene Ontology annotation, molecular function: protein serine/threonine kinase activity; ATP binding; chloride channel inhibitor activity. The coding region runs from base 51 to 7352 and encodes 2433 amino acids. Gene Ontology annotation, cellular component: cytosol; cytoplasm.